AGUGCAACACAGGAAUAGUGCAAUACGGUCCUGAAAUUAGCAGCGUCAUUUGUAUAAAGACAAGAAUUAAAAAAUUCUAUGGACCACUUUAAAUCCGAUUUGGGUCACUUCCGUAUUUGGUUUAAAUCUGAUCUGGGCCACAUUUUUCAAUGACGGCGGCCUGAACUGUCAAGUCUCCCAAAUCGGAAUACAAGCAGCAAUUAUGUCAGCAAAGAGCGAGAGCGGCAGGCAGGACGGCAUUAGCGUUAGUGCCUAGCUUGAACUCGGCUUUUAAGUAGGAGGUGGGCUUAAGCAUAGUCAUAAAAAAAUAAAAUGAAGAAAAGGAUAAGUCUAAUAAUGCUCGGUUUUCUUUCUGAGCAAAUAAGCAAUAUAUUAGUAUUGCUUACAUGGAUGAGUCGGGGCAAACUAGCGCACACAUAUAAGGCUUAUGUGUGUACGUCACGCACACACAGUGCUUGCAUGUGUUCUAUCAAUCCAUAUAAACUUUGAAUAUAAGAUUAAAAAGUGAUUAUGAUUUUCACCUGAGCAACCCCCUUCGCUCCCAGCCGUUUUACUGGAUUUUGACUGAUUUUGCAAGGCCCACAGAAAAUUCUGUGCUAUAAUAAACAUGGAGCACACUAAAAGAAAGAUUAGACUCUCUUCUUUCAGCAGGAAAAAAAAAGUAAGUUCAUAUAUUUUUCCAUUCUUUAGAUAUCAGCAUUAGAAAAUAGCUUAGUUUGAGCAAUGUUCCAGUUUCUGAUGAAAAAACAGAGAAAUUGAGCUUUUUGGAAAAGCAUACAUUUCAAACAUAACUUUGACUUUAACACAGGUAUUUUUUGCUUUUGUGACAUCCCAAACAUCUGAAUAAUGUUUUCCUUCUACAAAAUAACAUAAACAACAAGACAAAUAGAGCUUUUGAUAGCAAAGUAACAAUUUAUUUACACAUAACUAACUAAGAGUUGACGCUGUUGUGACCGCGGCUGUAUCGGCAGACGGGGUAAACUUUUCCCUCAUCACCGCCUGUCUGUCUCAUCAAGAUAGAUUUUUUUUUUAUCUUUCUUUUGUAUUGACCACUACCUCAUAACAUAAUUCACCUAGGGAACUUGUGUGGAGCAUGUGCCUUGUGUUUACAUCGUUCUCCACAUUUUUCUCACGUUUCUUACUUCUUCCAACUUCCAUUUCCUGACUAUUUCUCUUCAUUCAUUUCCUUUCAUGGUCCGAUAUGAAGUCUUCCCAAAUGCGCUACUGCCCUCCAGUGGCCAGUUUUAUUGCUUUAAAAUGGAUUUUGAGCGUUUGCUUUGGAGCGAACUUGCAUCAGAACCUAGAGAUAUUUUGUGUGAAAAAAAAAAAAAAACGUAAAAGGCAUAUAAAUACAUUUUUGGGACACUGAAACAAUUAGAACGUAUUUAUACAUUUUUGGGAGCAAAUGAGUUAAUGUCUGUUAUUUGUGCCUUCUUUUUAGAAAUCAAAAUACGAUCACCCUGGAAUGACGUAUAGCCAGCAUGUGUAGUGAUUUGUUUUGAUGCUUCUGUGCAUGUGGGUCAGUCUGCUAAGCGCGUGUGGGGCUGUGAAUUAGUGCGCGUGCGUAAUACUUGAACGGGCUCAAUGGGCAAAGGCUGUUUGAACAGGCUCGCUAAAAAACAGAUGUGACAAAAAAACGGAAUUGUGCAUUAAGACCUGCAGUAUGAACCUAGCCUUAGUUGGUUUGGAUUGACUCUUCCAUGCUGUGUCCAGGGUUUGUUGAGUCACUAAAGAAUUUCCCUGCCCACAACGUGGUAUUUGCAAAGUUUUCAGAAGUGGGAGGGCUCUAUGGGUCCCCUUUUCCACUGUCCAGACUGUCAGCUGAAGUCUGUUUUUAUUUUGUGGCAUUAAGGAAACAUACUAAUGUGAUGGAUUAGCAGAGAAGGGAUUUGGUGACAGCUGUCUCGGGAGCACUUUUGCAGAAUUUCUUCAGUCUUAUGUUUACAGUAUAACUAAUGAGGAGGAAUAAAGUUGAGUCAGUUGACUACUCGGAAUUAAACACAAAAUUAAAGUUGGCGAGUUAUAGCAGCACACCAAGUGAUUGAGCACCACAUGUCUUCCAGUGUGGUUCAACAGAAAAAGCAGAGCUCUGUAUCAGGCUUAGAGGCUCGGCAUACAAUGUGCUGUCCUGCAUUAUUAUUUGUUGAGCCACAAAAACAUGGUGUGAUUGGCAAGGAUGAAGCCGGUUGCCACAAAUACAGACGAUAAUCAAGGAAACUGGAUUUUUGUAAGAGGGUUUUGACAAUUAUCAAACACACAUCUGUCCUUUGUCUGUUUUUGUGUAUUUUUGAUUGGCUGGUACAUUUACUAAAAUGCAAUGUAUUUUACUGGCAUUGAUUAUUUUUUGUUGUAAUUGGCCAAAAGUCAGCCACUAGAAAAAGUUACAGAACUUUAUUUUAGUUUUAUAAUCAAGUGAUUGACGACACGUCUCAAUAUUUUUAUGACUCUUAGGAUGCUGCACCAGGGAACAGCUUGCGUCCUAUUUCUUACUUUAGCCUGCAAAGCUAAAGGUUUGCAUUUGAGUGCUGAUGAUUCACAGAAACAAGCCUCUCUGGUGCCACUUUGCUUACUACAGAUCGCACACACAAUUCCAGAUGCACGCACACACAUUCGACAGAGGAUUCCCACUUAUGAUGACACCAUGGACAGGCGCCACUCUGUCUAUGAGAGUCUUUUCUCCAUUUCAGUCUCACAAAGAUGGACAUUACAGUAUAUUAUCCUGACGUGAUAUCAUAGAUUCCUGGAACCCGGGGUGCAAAUGGACCCCAUUUGUCUCACCAUCGAUGCAGGCAAAUGGCGUUGUUUCACUGACUCUCCCAAUGUUGUUUCACGAAAAACCUGAUUUGUUAGUGCUGUUCGAUCAGAUUGUUAGGUAAUUAUUUUGUCAAUGCAUAAUAAUGUUGUUUUUUUUCCCCAAUGCCCGCUUUGAAUUCCAGUAAAUGAACGUCCGUUAGAAUAAAACUGCACGUUAUAUGGCGGAAAACACAGACAAGACUGAAAAAGCAGUUUCUGCUCUUGCACUCUUGAAAAGAAACUGCUGUAUUUUAAGUCAAAACAACGUUUGUGUUUGAUAGAACAAUAUGUCUAUAUGCUGCCAUAGCAGUUUCAUGGCGCGUGAAGCCCCCGAACUAUUUUUAAUUUGUCCGUUUUACCCUGAAAACCCCUGUUUACAGACGUCGCGCAACCGCUUUUGUUUUAACCCAGCCAUUAAAACUAAAGUAAUUAAUUAUAUUUAUUAUUCAAAAUGUCUGUCAUUUUUAACUUAGAAUCAUUAAUUGAUGUCUACUAUUUCGUUUCAAAAGAAAAAAAGACUUUUAAAAAUUAUUCACUCGCAUAUUUUAAACUUUUAAACAAAUGACCUCACAAUGAAAAAAAUGCCGUCUGUAAAAAAGUCACGGAUAUCUACCUCAUAACUAUCGCUUAAUAGUAUUUUUUUUGUUACUGUCGUACUUUCUCCGAUGUGUUAGAUGAUAAAUAAUCGAUCCAAAAAGAGAAAAAAAGAGGGGAAAAAAAAAAACUUUAAAGGGGUAAAUAUAUGAAAAAGAAAAUCUCAACCACUCCUUUGAUGUCUGCGAUUUCUGCAUCGCGACCGUUGUUAUAUUGCUAUGUUUCACCCAUUAAAAUACCCCCAAAAUCCAGCUGUGGGCAUUCACGACUGUGUCUUGACACUCAGUGAUACAUGCUACAUGGAGUUUUUGGAUCGAAACAAGGUAAGUGUGUGAUAAUAUCUCGUUAAAGUCGUGGCGUCUGUAAUUCUGCUCUCGCGUGCUCUCGCCUCCAGAUAGGGUUUUGCUGUUUAAACAUUUUUUUUCUAAAUGCCACCCUGUUCAAAAUAUUUCUUCCCCCAGAAAAUUGAGAUUUUAAGCUUUCCAACGAUGUAUCACACAUGCAUAUCGGACAAUUUUGAAAUUUGGCCAAAUUGGGGGUCUCAGAGCGGAACUUCAAGUCACCUGAGUGUUUUCCGCCAUAUACACUUGAAUAGAUGUUCUGCCCCAAAAUAAAAUCAGUAAAUGCAUAUUUUCAACGUUUUACAUGAACGUGGCAAAGUGAUGUCAUAAAAACUACUAUUAUGCCAUCAAAAGCACUUUCUGGCCAGUUAACGUCUAAGCGACUGUUCUGCAUAAUUUCAUUCACACAAUCAGCUUGUUUUCUCAGCUUUUUGGUCAGGAACCAGUGCGUUUUUGCUUGUUUCUUAUUAUUUGCGUGAUACCUAAAGAUUAGACUCUGAUGAAAGGAGAGAUACAGUAAAUCAUCAAAUUGUUCUAAAAGGCUGCCAAAAUGGUGAACCGAAUGUGUUAAUAUUGAAUGUAGGUUGCCUUCCAAGCGGUUGAAAUUUCAAACCAGUUGUUCCUGUUUUAAAGGGUAUUACAACACCUGGGGAAAUGCUAAUAUUCUAUCAUUUAUCCAUAAACGCAUACCUUUUGGAUUCCUAUCAUGCCACUUCGUGUAAUUACACACAUCGCAACACCAAGAAAAUGAUAGAAAUUUGGAUCAAUUGUGAAGCUAAAAGGACCCACCCCCGAGAUCCCGGAAAUCUAGCAUAUUGUGUGCGUGACGUCACUACAAGGAAACAACCGGCUCAGUGAUUAGUACUGAAUGGCGGCGAUGAUGGUGAACAAUUUUAUUUCUAGUUGCAGCGACGAAUCCGACGUAACGACAUUCUUCUAAUGGUGACGAGUAGAGUUAUGAACCUUUCUUUGGUGUUUUGGGUUAUCAGUUUGAGCCCAAACGAAAGCCAAUGCAGCCUAAUGAAAGGAUCAUUGAGGGGAGCAAUCACACUGAUGCAACACCGGCAACAUAUCGUGUGGGAAACACUGAAUGGUUUGUUUUGCAUUUCUUUUUGUGAAGCUGAUACACCGUGACCGCAAAAUAAAGUAAUGUAUAGAAUAAUUAUCAUUUAUUGUGUCAUCAUAGGUUUUCGCUCUGCCAACAGACACAAAUAUGAAUGGGAUUAGAGGAUUUGUCCUAUAUAUUUUACGAGCGAUAAGACCCUCGUGAGGAAUAAGCGGCAUGGAAAAUGAAUGAAUGAAUUUAUACACGUGUCCAGUCCUAUAUCCAAUGCAUGUUAUGUUUUUUAUUAUAAAAGAGUACUCACUCUGGCCAUUUCGAGCUUGGCUGCUCCGCUCCUUUGGUUACCCUGGGGUGGUCUCAUCAGAGCCAGUCAUCGUCCUCUUUCUUGAUAUCUCGGGACAUUUAGGUGGCUGCGCGUGUAUGGUGGGCACCGCAUCUGCUUUCAUCAGCAAUUUCUUAGCAAAAUCUGAUUUCAUUUGUCCAUAGUUCGAAUAGCUUUCAGGUGUAAAAUGCGCACCACACAAAACCGUGCCGGCGACUGGGUCUGCAAAAUUAGCCCUCUUAGCACGGACGAACUUUACUCAUUGUCUGCGUAGUCCUGCUCUUUUUCUCGCGUUUGGGAACUCAUGGGUACUACAUUGCGACAAAUGGCUGUUUGUACACCACAUAGCAUGACAGAUUUGAACCAUUUUAGCGAUUUUUUUUUUGGAUAAAACACAAACGCAACUCUCUAGUCGAUAAACAACGAUGGCACCUGCCACGACCUUUUGUUUCCUUGAUGUGACGUCUCCGCCCCAUUCGGCUGUUUCCGGAAUACUUUCGGUAAUGUGCGUAAUUUUCGAUCUAUUUUCAAUAAUUGCUCAUGAUUGUGAUUUAUUUUUUUGUUAACUUUAUUAAUAUUUGUUAUCUUGCCACAUAAUGGUUCUAUUGAUAUCUCACAGCCCCUUAGUAUUAUAAUACCCUUUAACUAAUUUACAGAUACAUUGUACACAAUGUAAAUUCCAUCACAAAGCCCUUAGCAACGCAUUCACUGCCAUUAACAGCAAUUCACAUCAGAUUUAUUUUAAAUGGGAGGCCUAACGGUGGUUGUUCACGACCAGCCACUCCCAUUUUAAAUGGAUUGAACGUCUGUUGCUGUGAAUGACACUGACACAUGAUCAUUCACUAUCAGCCCUACCAGUUCAAAUACAUGGCAGUUCAAUGGCAGCCAACAAAUUAGCUCUACAGGUAAUGUACUUUAGCUUACACUCUCAACUGUCCUACAAGUAUGAAAGGAAGCCACAAUGUGGUGUCAAGAAUUCUCGCCUAAAUAAAAUGAUUUAACACAACUACUCUCAAAUACUCAAUGACAAAUGCUCUCAGUUGUGAGCGUUAGCAAGAAAAAAUGAGACCCGAAUGAAUUCAGAGCAGCAACUGGGCAGCGCAUUAGUUUUCUAAAUAUAAUAAUCAUUAGAGACAAAAAAAGGUGGAGCAGGCCCAUUAAAUAUAGCAGCACCCAGCGGAGUGCAAGGAGUGGCCAGGUUCAGAGCGCAAUUCUGUUUACACUACAAAUGCGGUUGAGUUACACCAUGUACAGUAAAAUGGGUCUGACUGCCGGUAAGUGUAGUCACUUACCAACAAAAGCAUCAUUUCCUGAAAGCUCCUCCUCCGCUACUCCCUCCACUGCCCUCCCCUCCUUGCUCACUCACUCUCUCUCAGGCACCUCUUUGAGGAACUAUUAGUGCACAACCACUAUGACUUAUCAUUCAACGCCAAUACCAUAGCGGCCUUGGGUAGAGCUCAUUGAGCUGAGCGUCACCUCCAGCAUAGGCAGAUGUGUUGUGUUCAUGUAGAGAAGAGCCGGGAAAGGGCUGAGACGGUCCCACUGGCUGUAAGGUGAAUAGAAACCCAUGGAUCAAGGAGUUGAACUCAGGUGAACCAGAAGUGUGUUUGAGUGUGUGUGUCUAUCCCCCUCCCCUUCAAGCAGCGAUUGGACUCAUGUCGCUCAUGCAGUUCUGGACUAAAUUGUAUUCACAGCUGGGACGGCCACUUCCAAAGGAUCUGUCCUGCAUCGAUGACCUCUCCACCAAUUCCUUGUUCUCCUCUCCGACCGACUCGCUCUCAGAGUAUGCUGACGCCCAGUCCUUCAUCAGCACUGACCACCUGGACACGGUGCCCACACUCUGGGAUGUCAGCACAAGUAACACCGGCAUCACUACACCAGCACAGAGCCAGCUGGAGCUGAAAGGUUCCAGCAGGUUUCAGGGCUUGGCCAGUUUGGAUGAUAUAACCGCUAUAAUCAGCACUCCACCUUUAGGAGGAUUUCAGACUCAGAGAGCCCAGUCACCCCCAGAGGAGGAGGAGGAAGCAGAGGAAGAGGAUUCAGAGGAACUGGGCCAUGUCGACACGUAUGCUGAGUACAGACCAUCCAAAUCUACUAUUGGAAUUUCCCAUCCCGACAUAGUGGUGGAAACCAACACGUUGUCUAGUGUCCCCCCUCCGGACAUCACAUACACUCUGUCUAUACCCGAAUCCACCAUUAACAGCGGCCUGCUGUCCGCCCUGCAGCUAGAAGCCAUCAUCUACGCCUGUCAGCAACACGAAGUUAUCCUACAGAACAACCAACGAGCAGGGUUCCUGAUUGGGGAUGGGGCCGGUGUGGGAAAGGGACGUACUGUUGCAGGAAUCAUUCUGGAAAACUACCUUAAGGGAAGGAAAAAAUCACUAUGGUUCAGCAUAUCCAAUGACCUGAAAUUUGAUGCAGAACGAGAUCUCAAAGACAUAGAUGCACCCACUAUUCCUGUGCAUGCCUUAAACAAAAUUAAGUAUGGAGACACAGCUACCUCAGAAGGAGUCCUCUUUGCGACCUACUCUGCGCUGAUUGGCGAAAGCCAAGCGGGAGGGCAGCACCGCACGCGGAUUAAGCAGAUCCUGGACUGGUGCAAGCCGGAUUUUGACGGAGUUAUUAUUUUUGAUGAAUGCCACAAAGCCAAGAAUGCUACGUCGACAAAGAUGGGCAAGGCAGUGCUUGAUCUGCAAAACAAGCUGCCGCGGGCCAGAGUGGUGUAUGCCAGUGCCACAGGUGCCUCUGAGCCAAAGAACAUGAUCUACAUGAGCCGCCUUGGUAUCUGGGGUGAGGGCACGCCCUUCAGGGCCUUCGAUGACUUCCUGCACGCCAUCGAGAAGAGAGGGGUUGGUGCCAUGGAGAUUGUUGCCAUGGAUAUGAAAGUGAGCGGGAUGUACAUAGCCAGGCAGCUGAGUUUCUCAGGGGUGUCAUUCCGGAUUGAAGAGAUCGGAUUGGACAGCGACUUCAAGCUGGUCUACAAUAAAGCCGCCAAAUUGUGGGCGGAGGCACUGCAGGUCUUCAUGCGUGCCGCCGACGAGCUGGGCCUGGUUAGCAGGAAGUCCCUGUGGGGCCAGUUCUGGUCGUCACACCAGCGUUUUUUCAAAUACCUCUGUAUCGCUGCCAAGGUCCGCUGCCUGGUGGAGUUGGCUAAGAAAGAGCUGGAGGCAGGAAAGUGUAUUGUCAUUGGCCUGCAGUCUACCGGGGAGUCACGCACUAGAGAAGUUUUAGAUGAGAAUGACGGCCAUCUUGACAGAUUCGUCUCUGCCGCUGAGGGAGUUUUCCAGUCCCUUGUUACCAAACACUUCCCUUCUGAGAAGCAGCGGCGGGAGAAAGCACCCGGGGUCAAAAGAAAACGUAAGCCUCGAGCUCGCCAUCCCAAAGUACCCAAGCACUCGGUGGACAGCGGCGGUAUCAUUAGCAUUAACAGCGAUGACAGCAGCACUGACUCUGAUGGCAUGGACACCGAUUCCAACUCCUCGCCUGACUCGCUGCUAGACAACGAUGAUGUAAUCUUUGUCAACCAUACCAACUGCCACACUGGUAAGUGUUGUUGUCAUUAUUGUCAUGGUGAAGUGACACCCAGCACUGUGUCUGACAUUCUCUCAUGUGGAUAUUCAGUCCGAAUUGAGGAGAUGAAACAGGAUCUUUUGAACAAGAUAGCAGAACUUGGAAAAGAACUACCUCUCAACACACUUGACGAGCUCAUUGAUAAGUUUGGAGGGCCUGAUAAAGUCUCUGAGAUGACUGGGCGUAAGGGUCGUGUGGUGCGACGUCCUGACGGUAGCGUCCGUUACGAGUCACGCGCUGAGCAGGGUCUUACCAUCGACCACAUCAACAUCAAGGAGAAAGACCGCUUUAUGAGUGGAGAGAAGCUGGUAGCCAUCAUCUCCGAAGCAGCCAGCUCUGGAAUUUCCCUGCAGGCGGACAAGCGGGUGAAAAACCAGCGGCGGCGUGUCCACAUGACAUUGGAGCUACCUUGGAGUGCAGACAGGGCCAUUCAGCAGUUUGGUCGUACCCAUCGGUCCAAUCAAGUGACUGCUCCAGAGUACAUCUUCCUCAUCUCUGAGUUAGCCGGUGAAAGACGGUUCGCUUCCAUUGUGGCAAAGAGACUGGAGAGCCUGGGUGCGUUAACGCACGGUGACAGAAGAGCGACUGAGACCAGAGACCUGAGCAAGUACAACUUCGAAAACAAGUAUGGUACCAAGGCGCUGGAUAAAAUCACCAAAGCAAUCCUGGGGCACAUUGAGAACAAGGUGCCUGUGCCCAAAGGUUACCCUGGAGGUGACGCCAUGUUCUUCAGAGAUAUGAAACAUGGAAUGAUGGAUGUGGGCAUUUUCUGCCGGGAACCACGUUUUGGCAUUAACACAGAGAAAGACUGCAGCAUCACCAAAUUCCUAAACCGAAUCCUCGGCCUGGAGGUCCACAAGCAGAACCAUCUCUUCCAGUACUUCACCGACAAUUUUGACUACCUAAUUGAGAAGGACAAGAAGGAGGGAAAAUACGACAUGGGCAUCUUAGACCUAGCUCCAGGUAAUGAUGAGAUUUACGAGGAGCAGCAGGAAACCUUCAUGACAGUGGGAAACCCUCAGGAUGGCCAGGUGGUUCUUUACAAGAUCAGUGUUGAUAGGGGCAUGCCUUGGGAUGAAGUCAACAACAGAUUUGUCAAUCUCACUGGUGCUGACGAGGGCUUCUAUCUGUCACUAAAGCUACGAGGUAACCAGCCGUGCGUUUUACUCGCGGAGCAAGGGAGAGGCAAAAACUUCAUUGUCUAUAAGCCCAACAUCGGCAAGCAAACUCACCCCGAGAGCCUCGACCAUCUCCUGCAACGCUAUCGAAAGGUGACUCCAGAGGAGGCCAAGGACUGCUGGGAGAGCCAGUUCAGCUUCUCAUUAAAAAAGUGUAGCCAUGCCAACUGGAACGGCAAGUGUAAGAAGGUCGAGGAAGGCCAGGAGUGCUUCCAGGGCAUGCGCCUCCGCCAGUACCACAUGCUAUGCGGCGCUCUGCUGCGUGUGUGGAAGCGCGUGUCCGACGUCGUGUCCGACAUCACCAGCUCCAGCAUCCUGCAGAUUGUUCGACUCAAAACCAAGCAGCACAACAAGCAAGUUGGCAUCAAGAUCCCCGAGAACUGCGUGGCCCGGGUGCGCGACGAGCUCCUGCAAAUGGACAACGAGGUGAAGCGACGGCGCAAGGAGCGCGAGAAGCAGGCCUUGGAGCAGCGUCUGGCCGAGGAGCGCAUGCGUAAAAUGGAGCAGGACAACAAGCAUCUGCUGGCUAAUUUGUUCAGCCAGAAAGCCAUGCCCAACCAGUCUCUGGCUCAGUCGCUGCUCCACAGCCAGCUCUUCAAACAGAAACUGAACCCGCUCCAAAAGACACAGGUAGGGGGCAUCUCUCAGUUACAGAGGAUGCAGGCUGUGUUACAGCAGCAGCAGCAGCACCCUCAGAGUCAGGGCCUGCUUCCUUUACCGAGGACAAGCGGGUCCCAAGUGACACCGAGCGGCUGGCCCUGCAAGUCAGCCGCCUCUAAACAGCCCGCAGCGCGCAAUGCAGUCAUCCACGGCGCCAACUUCUCCCAGUACUACCCGCAGUCCUUCUUAUCCUCCUUCCCGCAGCCCGUCCCCCUCCACCAGACUCCACGCGUAACUUCCCAAAAGGCCCAGGAUGAGAUUCUGGACCUAACCGUCAGCUCGCCGUCACCCUCCCCGGACAGCACCGAGGGCGGUCUGAGCGGACGCGGCGUAGCGUUCGCCGACGAUUUCAACUUAGAGUCGCUCAUUUCGCAGACGACCGCUCAGCUCCCGCCGCCUCAGAAUCACAACCACCAAGAUUUCCUAGAUUUAUUCGACCUGCCGCUUUCGCCGCAGUUGCCCGCCGCACAGAAACCGAGCCCUUCCUCCUCAUCAUCCGUGUCCUCCCUAAUCCAGACUUCGCUUUUUUCCAACGCCCCGUCGUCUUCGUCGCAGUUCGCCCCGGCUCGCUUCGGAAACUAUCUCCUCCCCCAGUCGGACUCGCUCACCUUACCCAACGGCCACUGCGGCUCGGGCGCUCUGGACGCACGCGAGGCGCUGAACAGCAUGCUGCAAGGGCCGGCACGCGUCGUCCGCUGCUGUUCGGGAUCUUCUAGUCUACAUCACUGCCUAUCCUGCUCACAGUCCUCUCUUUAAGCACCCGUAGUAUGGGAUUCCCACACCCCCUGGUGCGUCCUCCACGGCAGCUGUAACGCAAACUUGACUUUACGAACUCUUCUUGAGCUGUCGAAACAAACGGAAAAAAAUAUCCUUUAAAGGAUUCGACGCUGGAAUCUUUUAUUUUGUUUUGAGGCGCUAGAUGGCAAAAAACUGGAAUAUACAAGAGGAAAAAAAUCAAAGCUGACAAAACCGUGAAAUGCCUCGUUUUUGUCCGUUUAGUCCCGCCCCCGGGUGACACGCUCCCUUUUUCGUCUUUCAUUGGUGGUCGAGGAAGAACAGGAGAAGGAAAGCAGCAGUCUGCAAACAGUGCCUUUCGGAGAAAUCUAUUAAUGCAGUCUUUAAAAAGAAAAACAAAAAAAAUCCAUGUAGCCUAAUGUAUAGAUUUGUAUUUUAAUUUAAAUAUGGUAUAUUUGUAUUUAAACUUUUUCGUCCCUUCGUGUUACACUAUGCUGGUGGCGGGUUCCAAGGUGAGGCCUCCGUGAAGCCUCGACUCUGUGAGUGCGUAUGUGUGCGUGCGUGCAACAACACCAACAAGCGUCAUGAGCAGAAGGUAUCCAAAAAUAUUAACACGUUUAUUGUUUAUGAACUGACGAUAACACAGAGAGAUUUGACUCCUGGUAAUGAUUUGAUUUGACAUUUCUCAGGAAAAGUCUCAAGUGCUUCUGGUCUUGUUGUUUAAUUUAAUGUGUGCGCACGUGUGUGUGUGUGUGUGGAAAUCGGUCGGUUUGGGUCAUUGAGUAUAUAGAAAAGUCAUUUACGUUGUACUUUUUCACACUUGAAAUGUAGACUUUAUUUAACUCGGCUGCCAAAAGACUGCAAUAGACGUCCAUUUCAGUGUUGUUUAUGGCAGCCCUUUUAAUAAGUCCUUAUGGAUGAAAAUACUUAUAUUUUAGUCAUUUCAAAACAUGUUUGCCUUUGUCUAGAUUUCAUUGAUGAAAUCUCGGACAAAUUUUGUCCAGUUUUAGGCGGCGACUUACUUAGAGGGAAGCUCAGUCCGGUUGUGAAUUCUUGUAAAUGUCAUAAUUUGACUAUGGCUGUCAAGCGAUUAAAAUUUUUAAUCGGGUUAAUUACAGCUUAAAAAAUAAUUAAUCGUAAUUAAUCGCAAUUCAAACCAUCUAUAAAAUAUGCCAUAUUUUUCUGUAAAUUAUUUUUGGAAUGGAACAACAAGAUGGCAUUAACAUUAUUAACAUUCUGUUAAAGCGAUCCAUGGAUAGAAAGACUUGUAGUUCUUAAAAGAUGAAUGUUAGUACAAGUUAAAGAAAGUUUAUAUUAAAACCCCUCUUAAUGUUUUCGUUUUAAUAAAAUUUGUAAAAUUUUCAAUCAAAAAAUAAACUCGUAGCCCGCCAUUGUUGAUGUCAAUAAUUACACAAUGCUCAUGGGUGCUGAAGCCCAUAAAAUCAGUCGCACCCAAGCACCAGCAGAGGGUGACAAAACUCCAAAAAACACAAGUAACAAGUGGACAUUGCACUGUGCUGUCAUUUUAAUCUGUUUGAGCGGGGCAUGUGCAUUAAUUGCGUCAAAUAUUUUAACGUGAUUAAUUAAAUAAAUUACCGCCCGUUAACGCGAUAAUUUUGACAGCCCUAAAUUUUACAGAAGCUAAAAUAAAAUUGACGGACUAAAACGAGACGAAAAUUGGCUGACUUGUCAUCUUGUCGACUAAAAUGAUACGAACAUUUUUGAGAGGUUUCGUUGACAAAAAUUACCGUAAUUUUCACACUAUAAGGCGCACCUGACUAUAAGCAGCCAACCACCAAAUUUGACAUGAAAAUGGCAUUUGUUCAUAGAUAAGCCGCACUGGACUAUAAGCCGUAGCUGUCCUCACUUUAUUAUGGGAUAUUCAUACCAAAAGAUAUUAAGCGGUAUAACUUAAUUUGACAGUGGCAUCAUACGACUGUCAUAAGACCAAAUGAACCACCGUGAAGCUUUGAACCACUUGGCUGCAAAGCUUCAUUGUUUGACAGUCAACGUCCUGCUGUCAACACUGUUGUCGUCCAGCAUUCUUCCUGGCAUGCAGUGGAGUGCUACAGAUGUAAAUAACAAUCAAAAUUCAUGUUCUGUGCAAAUUAUUUCUUCAGUUACUGUUCCAGUUGUUUCAUUAAUGGCUAUUUAUGGUAUUUGGUAACACUUUAUUUGACAUUAGUGCCAUAAGACAAUCAUAAUCAUGACAUGACACUGUUAAGAGUGUUAUUGAAUGCUUAUAACAUAUGGCAUUUGGUCAAAUUAUCUCACUCUUAAAUGGAUGUGAAAGACCUGAGCUUGACAUAAAUGGAGUUAGUGACAUCAUUUUCCGGAUGACACUUAGUGACAGCUGUCAUAAGCAUUUAGUAAUGCCCAUGAUAGUGUCAUGUCAUAAUUAUAAAGGUCUUAUGACACUGCUGUCAAAUAAAGUUUUACCAAUUAACCCAAAUAAAUCAACAAAUAAACCGCACUGGGCUAUAAGCCGCAGGAUUCAAAAUUAAGGAAAAAAGUAGCGGCUUAUAGUCCGAAAAUUACAGUAGAGGAAAACAAAUUUUUUUUGAGACAAAUAAAAUAUGACUAAGAGAAGUAUUUUCAUCCAAAGGUCAAAAAAUAAAAGGACUGUCAAAAACAACACUGGUCCAUUCCAUUUAAAGUUCAAAUGAAAUGGAGGUCUGUUGCAUUCAAUGGCAUUGAAAUAUGAUUUUAAUGAGAAAGAAAAACCUCCCUUCCCCGCAUCUAAGUCUCAACAUUUUUCCACCUUUUGACACAAAACUCUGCCUCAGUGAGUUAUAUACCUAACCGCGUGAAAUUUAACACAGCAACCCAGCGUUAACAAUAUCCUUCUGUGGUAAAACAGCUGUUUUUAGAAUUUAACUUAACACCCGUGUCCAUCCUGGCAAUUAAAUUUUGGGCAUACAGUAGAGGAAAAAAAAGUGACUUUACAUACGGUAAUUUUUACAUCAAGAUGAAACUACAUUUGUUUUGUUGACAUUCAGUUUUUUCAUUCAAUAUCAUAAAAUGAUGUUUCAUUUUUAAAUUAUUUCGUGCAACCACUUGACAUUUUAAAAAAUAAACUUAAUUUUUUUUUUCUUCAGUAGAACCACAAUUUCUUUUUUUUCCUUUUUUUUUAAGUACUAUUACAGCCGCAUUUGCCUAAAAGACACUUGCCACUUUUUUUCCCCAACACAAAGACAUCCCACAAAAUUUGCUGUUCCAAAAGAUCCAGAAUUUUUCGGAGUAUAAGUCGCACUAGCAAAGAAAAAAAAAACGCUAUUACAGUGGUACCUCGACAUAGGAAUUUAAUUCGUUCCAGGACCUGGUUUUUAUGUCGAGACGGAUUUCCCCAUAAGAAUACAUUAUAAUUCGAUUAAUUUGUUCCACAGCCCAAAAACUUAAGCUCAAUCCUUAAUAAAUACUGCAGGUACAAUUACAAAUAACAAUUACACAUAGCAAAACAAAUACAUCCUAAAUAUGAACACCUUAAAAGGCUAAAGCAACAUUACAUUUUCUCUUAUGCAAGAUACAAAAAAAUCUAACAAUAUUUACAAAACAAGAAGGCUUCAAGCUUUUCAAGCAGCCUGCCUUCAGGCUGGUGCAGGGUCCUUCCGGGGUCCUACCGUCAAUCAGCGGCAGCCACAGUUGCCCACACAUAUGCCUGAUCAAAAUCCUUUUAUCGGCUUAUUUUUUCUUGUUGUUUGGCUCCAGCUCUGUUUCUCUCAUAAGAAAAUCCGCGGUCUUGCGGGGAAAACAAUGAAAUUGAGACACUCUUGUAAAUCGCAGUGUUUUGAGCAUGUCGUCACAUGUUGAGACAAAUAAUUAGAGCGGAUGCCGAAAUGAUCGAAUGUCGAUGCGUUCCUAUGUCGAGGUACCACUCUAUAUGGAUAAGUCGCACUGGAGUAAAAGUCUCAUUUGUGCGAGUUAUUUUAUUUAUCAAAGCCCAAGAACAAACAUUUUACAAUAUAAAAUGAACAACAAGCUAACUAUUUUCUGUUAUAUAAAUAACUAUAGGCUAAAAAAAUACAACAUGAUAAAAAAGUGCAACUUAUAGUCCGGAAAAUACGAUAAUAUUUAAAAAUUCACUCACGUAGGCUACAGCCGACCUCUUAUUACCAUUAUACUGUUACCACCAAGGUUGGAACAUUGCCCAGUUGACAUUAGGGCUGGGGGAUACGGCCGAAAAAUCAAAUCUUAGAUUUUUUUUUUCACCAAAUAUUCGAUUCACAAUCCCUAACCCCCAACCCCCAAAGUUUAUUAUGGAGACAAAAAGAACAAGACAGAAAACUCAAAACAAGUUUGUUUUUUUUUAAAUGGUCGAACUCUGUUUUAAAUAUAGUAUUUUUCUCUCCCCCAUUUGUGCUGUCAGCCCACAAACACAAAGUAGUUCGCAUAUUUUUGCACCCAAGUUAGUCACCUGAUUUUGAGAAUCUGCCGAUACCGAGUCCUGAUCCAAUACCGAAAAAAAUUGGGGUUUUUUUUAUGUUUUUAAGUUCCAAAUAUGUUACAGUGCUGUGUUGCAAAGUAUAAAACGUAUAUAUUUUUGUUUCUUUUUGUAAUGCCAUUGUAUUUCUGGAUUAUUUUAUUACUUUUUAGCCCUUAAGUUUUUUUUACUUUAUUUUUUAAUUAAAAACCUGACAUCCUUAUUUGCUAGAUUUCCUGCGUAGCAAAAACUUAUUAUUAAUCUUUCAAAGUAAAAAAAUCGAAUUAAUUCAUAUACAGUGAUCCCUCGCUACUUGGCGCUUCAAACUUCGCGCCCUGAGUCUAUCGCAGAUUUUUUUCAAUUAAAAAAAAAAAUACAGAUGAGCUCUCCCGAGCUGAUUGCGUAGUCUCACUCUCCCUCCCUCUCCUUGCUCUUUGUUGGUCUGGCAGUGAGUGCACUGGAGUUGCUUCUUAAGGUAAACGAUGAUUAACGGAUGUUUAAUGUUUGAAGUUCGGUUCUCUGGCAAGAUCAAAGCGCUGCAUGCGUCAAUCAUUGUUUAACUUGUUAAACAGUUGCUGCGGCAACUCAUUGUGUGUAAGUGAGCAGCUGAGCGGAUUUAAGUGGACUCACUCAAUGAAGCAUUUAAUAAAGCCAAGCAUUUUUCUGCUUUAUUCUUGUUUAAAAAUAAUUCGGUGGGACACUAAAAUGUUUAAAACUUAUCAUAUUACAUUUGAAUUGCUUAAAAACCAUUUGUUAAAAUAUAUAUAUAUGGUGGAAACCACUCAGGUGACUUGGAAGUUCCGGUCUGAGACCCCCAAUUUUGGCCAAAUUUCAAAAUUGUUCUAUAUGCAUGUGUGAUAAGUCAUUGGAAAGCUUAAAAGCUCAAUUUUCUAGUGGAAGAAAAAUUUUGAACAGCAGUGCAUUUAAAAAAAAAACAAAAAAAACUAAACCCUAACUCGAGGUGAGAGCAUGAGAGAGCCUCAUUAAAGACACCAUGAUUUUAACGAGAUAUUAUCACGUACUCACCUAGUUUCGAUCCAACAACUCCGUGUGCCAUGUCUCACCGUGUGUUAAGACACAGCUGUGAAUGGCCACAGUCAGACUUUUUGGGGAUUUUAUGGGUGAAACACGGUAAUAUAGUAAGGGUCGCAAUGCAGAAAUCGAAGACAUCAAAGAGUGGUCGAGAUGGUCUUUUUCAAAUAUUUACCCUUUUUUUUUUUCUUUGUUUAGAUCGAUUAUCAUCUAAAAUGUCGGGGAAAAUGCAACAGUAACAAAAAAAAUAUAUACCAGGUAGAUAUCCGUGACCUAGUUACAGACACUAUGUUUUUUUCACUGUGACGUAAUUUGUUUAAAAGUUUAAAAUAUGCGAGUGAAGAAUUUUAUUUUAUUUUUUAUUUUAUUUUAUUUUUUUGCUAAAUAUUAGACAUUAAUUAAUCAUUCUUAGCUAAAAAUAAUAGACAUUUCGAAUAAUAUAAUUAUUUACUUUCUUUUUAUAGCUUGGUUGAAACAAAAGCAGUUGCGCAGUGUCUGUAAACGGGGGUCUCCAGGGUAACACGGACAAAUUAAAAAUAGUUCGGGGGCUUAAUACGCCAUGAAUAUAGACAUAUUGUUCUUUCAAACACAACAGUUCUUUUGGCUUAAAAUACAGCAGUUUAUUUUAAAGAGGGGUGCAAGACCAGAAGCUGAUUUUUCAGCCUUGUCUGUGUUUUCUGCCAUAUGUACAUAAUUUUUAAAAACAUAUAUUUUGGGAGGAAAAAGAUUAAAAAAACAUCGUAUAUUUUCCAAUGCAAAAUCUGAAUAAAUACAUUGAACACACAAAAAAUUUGGGGGGCCUACUUGGCAUUUUUUCCACUUAUUGCGGCGGGUUCUGGUCCCCAUUAACCGCGAAAAACGAGGGAUCACUGUAAUAGAUUGCCAGAAAAGAUGGGCGAAUAAACAUGAAAAAACUACUGUCACAGAUGUAGUCAGUAUUUUGAGACAAAACGGCAGCUUUUGCCUGCAGUGCAAAAAAUAAGCGUGACUAAUCAUGUUUUGUUAGCUUGAGUAAAUUCAACGUUUCAUUAUUACUAACUCAUUCAAACCCAUACAAAAGCCAUGAGCUCCAUGUCCAAACCUACGGGAAACGUUUUUGCAUCAUCUCCGUGUCCUUUCCUGGUAAUCAGCGUGUUUUUGAACGUUGUCCCGCGUGUAUCGCGCUCGAUCGAAGCAAUAAAAACAAGGUAUCGUUUACUCACCGGGCGUAAUUUCCAUGAAUACCAUCUUCAUAUCGUAGCGAUAAGAAUAUCAUCGUUUCUAUUUAAGGGAUGUUAUCUGUGUUCUUGAAGAAAAUACAAAACGUUUGGUCAGGAAAGACAAAUUCUCUUGAAAUCUGCCACCAAAUAUGUUUGCACUGUCUCGCGUCCGGAUUGUUUUCUGCUCAUUGUCCUUCACGGAGUUGUUGUUGUUGUUUUUCCCAGAGAGAUACCAAAGUGUUUUGUUGUCCUAAAGUUACCAUUCAACAAUCUCAGGAAGAUACAAAUCAAUAAAUAAAGAUAGUGGACGGGUGAGGAGUUCAUGAGAAAUAUUUCCCCUUGCUAGGAGUGCUGAAACCAACGUGUUUGUACUUGUGUUUUGGUCUUCUCGUGUUUAUGGUUCAGGGUUGGGGAAGCUUUCUGCUAUUUUAUUCACGUUUGUCAAGUAUGUAUUCAAUUUAUAAAACACGAGGCAACAACGGGUUUUCUCACAGCCUGUUUUGGGAUGGGGCAUGUUCAUGCUUUCUUUGGCCAGCGUGUCGUCAUUGUUUUCAUUGAAUUCAUUAACAUCUAUUGACGGCGAUAAAGCUAGUUCAAAUGGAUUGGACGGUUAUCGCCAUCAAUGGCAGUGAAUGAGUGAUUUUUGUUGUUGUUGCCAUUUUAACAUUUAUUAUUUCACACCAUUUUCACGUGAUUUUUUUCCCCUAGAUUUCUUUCCACAAGAUAACAGGAGGGUUAAAUACGUGAUUUACAAAUAUUCCAAAGCAUCAACAUUCCGUAAGAAAGUUUUCUAGUUUCCCCUUAUUACUUGGUUAAAAUAUGUCUUAUACGACCACAACACUAACGUCUACUGUACAUUAACUUGGGAUUAAAAAGAAUUACAUGAAUUGGCUCUAUUAACAAAAAUAGUUAACGCAAAAAUGCAACUGGACUUGUUUUGGGCGCUCAUUUUGUUUGUUUGUUUUUGCAUGAUUUCAUCCAGUGGUUGUCUCGUUGCACUAAGAACAGCAUCAUCACCUGACUGUCCCUCUUUGUCCAGAUUUUUGGCGUGUUGUGUUUCAUCUGGUCUUUGUUUGAUGGAUUUAUAUACUGUAACCAUCCUUUCCAUGUUUCUCCACUGUUUGCAUAUUCUAUAAAUCACUCGAAUAAUUUAUUGCUAACAACAACAAAAAAUUACACAAAAACAUGCUACUGAUUGUAUGUAUUUUUAAACAAAGUCUAUUUUUUCUGUAAAAAAACGAGAAAAAAAAAGAGAAACUGUGUUCAGCACUUUUAUUCUGGGUUUUUGCUUUUGUUUUCUAUAUAUUUAUAAUUUAGAUCCAAAUGUAUAUAUUGUAAAAUUUGUGCCUUUCGACUAAUUCUUUUUAAAAAAAAAAACACACACACACAACAAAAAAAGUGGUUUUCUACUCAUUAAAGGAAGGACUAUAUGGAAUUGCAAUCUUUGUAAACAAAUAAAAACUUGGAUUGCUGAAA
Messenger RNA from Corythoichthys intestinalis (scribbled pipefish), 19383 nucleotides. RefSeq names its product strawberry notch homolog 2b (gene sbno2b). Gene Ontology annotation, molecular function: histone binding; chromatin DNA binding. Bases 6769 to 11277 code for a protein of 1502 amino acids. The record is from RefSeq and is a predicted model, not a curated record. Gene Ontology annotation, biological process: regulation of DNA-templated transcription. The transcript is spliced from 29 exons. Gene Ontology annotation, cellular component: nucleus. NCBI's taxonomy places the organism in Eukaryota, Metazoa, Chordata, Actinopteri, Syngnathiformes, Syngnathidae.